AUGGGCCUCUUCCAUCACUACUGUUUCUCUGAUGCCCCUCUUCAUGAGAUGGACUCCAAGCAGGACCCCAACCCGUUCCUCUGUCCUUCCAUUGAGCCUGAUGCAUUGCUACGUAGUUCUGUUCCUCCUUUGGCCAGUAAGGAGCAGGGAAGGCUGGGAAGUUCUGCUCGAACCCUCGCUCCACUCCACUUCCCGUCUGAGCUGCUUCCUUUUGAUGAGGCUCUGAGGGAUGUGUGCACCAUCCGACCCCUGAUGGAUGGAGAUGUGGUGGCCAGACACGGAGGACAACUGUUAGAGAUCAAAGCUGCUGAGCGGAGAGAAAUGGAGAAGCAGAUGAAAAUUGAAAACUUGUUUGUCACCUGGCAGCAGAGGUCAGCACAGUCCAACAUGCCUAUUUCAGGAACAGAUCUGGAAAUUUUGAAGCAGUCAUCAAGACUUGUCCACUACUGUGCCACCCCUCUUCUUUUUGACCCCAUCUUCCGUAAGCAGAUCCAAGAGGAAGUCGCAGCUCAGCCUCUUCUAAAGAAAAGGCACCGCUCAAGUGACUCGACAGCAUCAGGACGGGAUCGCAGCUUCAGCACUGAUUCCACAGAAAUGCUUCCCUGCAGACUAAAGGAUGAACCCUGGCUGCUGGAGAUUUCCAGCAACUUCCUUCAGCAGUAUGUCCAGUACCUGCAGAGCAUGGGCUUCAUCCUGGUGCAGGUCCGGCCUUCGUCUCCAGCCCGCAGCAUCGCCAGGACCCGUGCUGCCAUGCUGAGCUCCAUGUCAUUGGAAGGAAGGAUGUCUUUUUCUUAUGUGAAGCAGAAGAGUGAGGACAGCCCUAAGACGACAUCAUCUGGUACCACUGCCUAUCACCUCCAGAGGGCGCUGCCAGGAGGGAUUGUGUUGAUGGAACUGGCUUUUCAGGGCUGUUACUUCUGUGUGAAGCAGUAUGCACUGGAGUGUUCCCGGAUCCCCAUGGGCCAGAGCGUUAACUCUCAGGGCAGCAUCGUCUCCAAACUUCGUUGCAAGCCGUUUCCUGAUGCCACACCAGUAUCUGACUGUGCGCUGUCCAUGCUCUUCACUGAGGAGUGCGAUAAGGUUCGAGACCUGAUGCACAUCCACUCUUUCAGCUACGAUUUCCACCUGCGAGUGGUUCACCAGUACCUGGUAGGCUGCCACAUGACGCUGCGACAGGGCUACCAGCUGACCGAUUUCCUGGAUGACUUCAUCUCCCAUCACCCAGAUAUUCCCAAGUUUGGCCAUAAUCAUGUCUUUCAAGGGAGUUUUUCCAUUUCCACUGGGAUGAUAACAGCUCACCAGCUCUACAACUACAUCACUGAUCAUGCCAGCAGCUAUGGCAUGAAGCCCCUCCGCAUGUCCAAAAGUGCGGUCGGUACCGACAACAAGAAGGGGAGUCCAGACCUGCAUGAGUACGCCUUGGUGGCUCUGUGGAACAGUUCGGGGUCUUACAAAGAUCUGGAGGGUCUUGACCACCAUGAUGAUUUCGAUGUGACCCUGCUAGUGUGCCACAAUGCUGCUCCAUUUGAGGAACAGUCAGAUGGGGAGAGGCAUUUACUCAGGUUGCGGUUUUUUGUUAUCAUGACCAGUCAGAGGGAGCUGUUCCCUCGCCUCACUGCUGACAUGUGCCGCUUUAAGAAGCUUCCUCUAAUCUACCGGGAUCUUUGUGAGCCAGACGGUAGACUCCCCCAGGAUCAACUAGAGACUUCUGGUUCAGGUGGGGACGAGCGGGACCUUUGGGAGGAAACUUCAUCUGUAGCUUCGGCUGCCUCAGCUCCAAGUGACGGCAACGAGUUUUAUCCUCUGGCUGGGGGCAGGCCUGGGGCUCAGGGACUGAUCCACGCUUCCCCCAUGUUCCCUCUGCUCAACAACGAGGUGGCAACGGCCCACAGACACAUCCAGACCAGUGUGGAGCAAGCCAUGGAUCACUGCCGCAGGGACAACCUGUGGAAGAGGCUGUUCCACGGAGAAUAUGUGGCCCUGGACAAACUGAAACUGGCCAAGCUUUCCUUCACAGAGCUGGAGGAACUGCUGCAGGCCGUGCAGAGCCGCUCCGUGGGGGAAAUUGACUCACAGCUGGACUGUUUCCUCACAAUGAGUCCAGCGUGGUACCAAGGUCUUAUCAAAGUCCUGCUGAACCGGUUCCCUCAAAGCUGCAGACACUUUGAUGACAACGGGAUCCAGUAUCUGGCUGUUCUGAACCAGAAAUUUACCGACUGUUUUGUGCUGGUCUUUCUGGACAACCAAGCAGGGAAAACCAGUCUGAAGGUGGUGUUCCGGGAGCCGCUGCCCUCACAGCCACAGGCCGGCGGCAGCCCCCCUCCUCAGCUGGUGUCUAUGUACCACCACCUAGAGUCUGUCAUCAACACGGCCUGUUACAACCUCUGGACUGGACUCCUCUAG
Nematolebias whitei (Rio pearlfish) is the source of this 2403-nucleotide messenger RNA. RefSeq names its product KICSTOR complex protein SZT2. The transcript has 16 exons. The record is from RefSeq and is a predicted model, not a curated record. NCBI's taxonomy places the organism in Eukaryota, Metazoa, Chordata, Actinopteri, Cyprinodontiformes, Rivulidae. Gene Ontology annotation, cellular component: peroxisome. The coding region runs from base 1 to 2403 and encodes 800 amino acids.